This is a messenger RNA of Phytophthora infestans T30-4, 405 nucleotides long. RefSeq lists its product as uncharacterized. The transcript has a single exon. Bases 1 to 405 code for a protein of 134 amino acids. NCBI's taxonomy places the organism in Eukaryota, Oomycota, Peronosporomycetes, Peronosporales, Peronosporaceae. The record is from RefSeq and is a predicted model, not a curated record.
AUGAGAGUCCUCCUCACUCGUUUGCAGAAGUUCCUCAAUAUACGCGCGGUAGUGGAGCAGCCCCAGAUCCCUGUGCCGGUCCCAACUGGUCCGAGAGCCGAGAAGAGCUUCAUCAUGGUGUCAUCGCGUGACGCUGAAAUCUAUCCAUUGGUGUUCUGUGUGUCGGUUGGCUUCGCUAUUGGCGCUUUCAGUCUCGUUCGUCACCUGCUGCUUAAUCCUGACGUCAACUUGAGUCGUGAACGUCGCGAAACGCCAGCGUGGGAGCGCUACCAGCCCGAGGACGGAGAAUCUUUCUCGAGGAACCGUCACCACCUCGCCAAUCUCAAGCCGAACCCGGUCAACACAUUCCCAGAAGCUCUCACGCUUCAAGAAAGAACCGAUGAACCCUUUUCCAAGCAUCUGUAA